ACGGACCGUGGCAGAUAAUCACAGGCCACCGUGGAAGGAGACGCUUCUUUCCUUUGCUUCUCUUCUCUCUUUCACACGGGGAUGCUUUUUCCUCCACUCGAGGUAGACGCGUCUUUGCCAAGCUUCCACGAGUAAAUCCCGAGGGCAGGAAGAUGACAGGAGUUUUUGAGAGCCUGAGCCCUGAUAUGCACUCCAACCAGAUGACCUCCAGCAGCUACCACAGCUUGCACAAGUCGCAGGAGUCCCCGACCUUGCCGGUGUCCACGGCCACGGACAGCAGCUACUACCACAGCCCGCAGCCCGGACACUCAUGCGCCGGAUCCCCCUUCGGACCGCUGGGGUCCUUCCAGUACCACAGCAGCGGAACUGGCGCGGUGCAGUACAACCCCAAAUCUUACGACAUGGCGGGCUUCAACGCAUCCUAUGGGGGAUACAGCUCUUACGGACCCAACUCCUCGCCCACUCCUCCCGAGACAGAGAAAGAAGAGAGUGAGCCGGAAAUCCGGAUGGUAAAUGGAAAACCAAAGAAGGUCAGAAAACCUCGAACCAUUUAUUCCAGCUUCCAACUGGCCGCGCUCCAGAGGAGGUUCCAAAAGACCCAGUACUUGGCUCUGCCUGAGCGGGCCGAGCUGGCAGCCUCUCUGGGCCUCACGCAGACACAGGUCAAAAUCUGGUUUCAAAACCGGCGCUCCAAGUUCAAGAAGCUGUGGAAAAACGGAGAAAUUCCUCCGGAGCAGCACGUGCCCACCAGCGAGUCCCCGCCGUGCACGUCCCCGCCGAGCUCCUGGGACUUCCCACAGACUCAAGGCCUAAACUCCACGCUAGCGCCAAGCAGCAACAGUCCACCCAUCAGCAGCGCGCCAUCCUCCUCCUCCUCCUCUUCUUCGUCUUCGUUUUUGGCCAACUACUCCUGGUACUCCAACACGAACUCUGGCAGCCACCUGCAGCCCCCCCUGCUCCACCACAACCCCGUCAUCAGCGCUGGGACGAUAUUCUGAAACGAAAACAGGACUCUGGUGAGGAAAGUCAUCGUUUUUAAAGGCUGAUUUGUGAGUGCGAGUGUGUGUGUGUGCCCUACUUUUACGCGCGGAAGCAUCUUGUUGGAGCCAAACAUGGACCUUUGCCAGCUUUUGGCAACAAAGAGCCACAUUUUUAACACUUAUUUUUCUAUUUAUUUAUUUUCUUUACGUCCAGGGAUAAAUGAAUGAAUGAACCACUAUUACUAUGAUUAGGAUUCUGAUUAUUACUCAGCCGGACUUCACUUUUUUCUUCCUCCUGCAAAAAUCCAAACCUCGCGUCAGUGAUGUAGCACAAGUCAACUGUAUGGUGCCUUUUUCUACAUGACCUCAUGAUUCUGUUGUGUGAUUAAACAUUAAAACAGAUGUUACCUUCAUCGCCACGAGGGCGGGUAAGUGUCUGCACGUCUGUAAAUAUUAUUAUUUGCUUUGAUCCGUUUUUUGACGAUUAUUUUUUUUAAAAAGGUGCAAAAAAUAAGUCAUUCACCACCGCAAGCUACUGAUUGUUCUGCAUCUGAUUGACUUGUAUCACCCUGAAUUGAUGAAUUGUGUUUUUGUCCUAUUUAUUUUUUAGCAGUGCUUCAUACAGUAUAUGGUUAUUUAAAUAAAAA
Messenger RNA from Dunckerocampus dactyliophorus (ringed pipefish), 1627 nucleotides. It is a transcript of the gene dlx2a, whose product is annotated as distal-less homeobox 2a. The record is from RefSeq and is a predicted model, not a curated record. Gene Ontology annotation, molecular function: DNA-binding transcription factor activity, RNA polymerase II-specific; RNA polymerase II cis-regulatory region sequence-specific DNA binding. The coding region runs from base 153 to 998 and encodes 281 amino acids. The transcript is spliced from 3 exons. Lineage: Eukaryota; Metazoa; Chordata; Actinopteri; Syngnathiformes; Syngnathidae. Gene Ontology annotation, biological process: negative regulation of transcription by RNA polymerase II; embryo development; cell differentiation.